GCAGCCGGCGAGAACAAUGUCUCUCUCCGCCGCGACCACCUCCGACACUACGGCUCACGCACAGGACGGUUGCCUCGAGCCGCGGCGCGCGAACGGAAUGUCCCCUUCCGACCACCACACCGACCUCCCUUCCCGGCCCCCGUACACACCUCCAACCAACAGCGGCGGCGGGUACGUCGCGCGGAGGUCAGCAGGAGAGUCGCCGAAGACCGGCCGCAGCGGAUUCUUCUCGCUCGCCGCCCCCUCCCUCCGACGAACCCCAAGCCUCGGAAGCCGGAGAGCCGCGAGCUCGUCUCCCUUACAACCACCUCUUCCCGGGCGCCAGGCGCUGCGGCGAGCGACAAGGAACACGGACGGCCCGCCCCCUUUGCCGCCGCCCCCUCUUAUUGUUUUACCCCUGCCGAAAGGGCUGGGGAACCCCCCAGCACGGCUUCAGCCAAUCACGCAUCUCCUUCGCGCGCCGGACCCAACCCUCUCGCGUUUCUCUGCGGAGCACGCGCAGAACGCCGCCGCGCUCACGUACUCUCGCGCCCAGAAAGCCGGGGAACCGGAACCGGCCUGAAGCCGCGGCGAGAGUCCGCUGAUUUGACGUCACAAGGAGGCUGCCUUUCUAAUGCCCUACGGCGCUGGCCUCGCCGCCCUUCCAGACCGCGACCCGACGGGACCGGUUGGCCGCGGCUUUGGCGGCGUCUGCUGGAGAGCGAGGUUCCUGGUCCCCUUCGGUUAUGAAUGUUGGGAGGGCAGGACCUCGGUCAUUUUCUCUCCGAGCCAGGUGCCUGCAGGUUGCCGCUCGAGCCCGGAAAACGCAGCCAGUGGUUUCAGCUGUUUGCACCCCAAACUUGCCUGCACUGUGUAUGAACCCGUCCUGGGAAAUGGAGUUUGACACUUCGGUCAUAUUUCCUGCCCCAGGGGUGGAUCUUGGAUGCGAACCUUUAUCAAACGUCCAUGAAAGAUCAAAGUUAAUCGCAUCUAUCGGUUUCUCCAAUUACUCCUCCUGAAAAAUCACACUCAAGCAUUCUAAAGAUGAGGUAGGUGUGAUUUUCCCCUCCACAAAGUAUCCUUCUUAGAAUUUGAGUUAACCUAAUGCUGC
Molecule: messenger RNA, 1090 nt
Organism: Mustela erminea (ermine)
Lineage: Eukaryota; Metazoa; Chordata; Mammalia; Carnivora; Mustelidae
Product: formin-like protein 5
Exons: 2
Coding region: 17-562 (181 amino acids)
Source: RefSeq, a predicted model, not a curated record